AUGCCGCUACUUCAUCAGCUAUCAACAAUUCUGGUGGCUGCAGCACUGUAUUGUGCUAGUGCCCGGUCAUCAGACCCGGAGAUCCGAACCCCCGCUGGGACUUUCCGUGGUAAAGUUCUGACCUCACACAGCGGUUAUGAGUUCGAGUCUUACCGGGGAAUCCCCUAUGCCUUACCUCCAACAGGUCAACGGAGAUUUGCCUUGCCAGUUCGUCAUCCCGUCAUUGGGCAUAAAGACGGAACCGUUAUCGGACAGGAAGACUGCUUGUUCUUAAAUGUCUUCAGGCCUCUCAGAUCUCAAGUGGAGUCAGAAGACGCCGAACUAAAGAAAGUGUUUGUCUUUAUCCACGGUGGUGGAUUCGUUGUUGGAGCUUCGGACCCGUAUCUGCCAGGAGACCUCGUGACCAGGGGUGAUCUAAUUGUCGUGACCAUGAAUUAUCGACUAAAUUGGUUUGGAUUCUUGCGAGGAAACUCCGGUUAUCUGCCCGGAAAUCAAGGUUUCUGGGAUCAGCUUUUGAGUUUACAGUGGAUCAGGGACAACAUCCGGUCCUUUGGGGGCGACCCUGAUGACGUGACGAUUUCUGGCGAGUCUGCGGGAUCUUUGAGCACGUCCUUGUUGAGUGUUUCACCAUUAGCUAAAGGACUUUUCACUAAGGCAGUACUUUUGAGUGGCACAACAGAAAUCUUACCUACUUCCCCACAUACCUCCAACGACUACCUACAAAAGGCAUCAAACAAGUACGGAUGUGGCUCGGGGUCUGUCGAUGGAAACGAAGAAGCCGUGGUGAGAUGUCUGAAACAAUUACCCGCUGAAACCUUUGUGACAGACUUUGGUUUUGACCCUACAAUCAGCGCCACAUCUUCAGGCGAUGAUCUCCUCCCAAAACCUUUCGCAGAAAUACUGAACGACACUGAUUUUUUGUCAGAAGUUGGCUUUUACAACCGGGACUACAUCGUUAGCAUCACUGCGGAUGACGGGGAUAUUAUGACCAGCGCUCGCUUUGGAGUCAUAGACGUAACUUCACAGAAACAUAGCCUGGAAGGAUUGUCCCCUUGGUUGGGGCUGCCAUCUCGUGUUGCUGAAUUGGUUCUAAAUGAGUACCAAAACAUAUAUGGGGAUCUGAAGAAAUCUGUCACUGCUCUGACCACUGAUAUAACUUUCCUGAAAGCAAGUGUCAGUUUCGUGGAAACAUACACAAGACAGCCGAGGAAACAGUCCAACCCGGAUAAGAAUGCGUAUCUGAUGUCCUUUGAUCACAGCCCGAGAUACGUCCCCGAUCAGUAUAUGCUGCAUGCUCUAGACCUGGCAUAUCUCUUCGACUUAAACACGAAAGAGUUUAUUGAAAACUUUUACUACAUUGAACUGGAGGAUAAGUUUUACGAGGAAGACAUCCAGCUGAAGGCUGACUACAUUGAUUUGAUUGCAGCUUUUAUCAAAACAGGAAAUCCAAACAAGUAUUUAACGGAACAGAAAAAUGUCGUGUGGUCUCCUUUUGAUCCCGAAACUAAAGGAUAUCUGAGCUUUUCACUACAACCCUCAGUAAAGAAAGACAUUUUAGGAAACCGACGUGUCAUCUGGGAGACGCUGUUGCCUCGGUGGCUUCAAGAACAGCAACAGUCAGGAGCUAGAGAAGAUCUGUAA
Molecule: messenger RNA, 1641 nt
Organism: Candidula unifasciata
Lineage: Eukaryota; Metazoa; Mollusca; Gastropoda; Stylommatophora; Geomitridae
Source: the annotation of a GenBank genome assembly